CUGGUGGCUCCAAGUCCGCGCAGUCGAGUUCCGCGUCCCCGAGCGUUGAGUUCAGUCUUCUUCAGUCUUAUAAAAUAGCAGCCUUGGCCCUAGAUUUCCUAGCAAAGCGGGAAAAUCAACCAUCAUCUAUCUUUCAACACGCGCGCAAAGUUAAAACCUUUAUAAUUUUUUUUUUCACGGAGUGCCUUAGUUUUUUUUGUGUUCCAAGUGCAAUACGGAAGUGUGUCCGGGAGUAGCAGCUAUAAAAUUAUUGACCACAGGAUACCAGGAUAAAAAAGUCAUAGUUCCCUAUCAAGAUGACCAGCACUAGUAACAUGUUGCUCAUGCUGCUUCUGGUGGCCAGUGCCUGCGUUCUUCAAAUAGAGGGCAAGACUAUCUUUAGACGCACGGACAAGAUUUCGGAGAACUUUAAGCAAUUGGAUCUGCCGCCAGAGGAAAUCGAUCCGAAUGUUGCCCCACCAGAAUCGGAGCCACCCAAAGUCGAGGAUUUGGCUGAUGCCGUAAGUCCAGCUUCAGUGAUCGAUGAGAGUGUCAAUGAGAUUGCCAGCGGAGAUGUAGAGACCCCGAAUGCUGUGGCUUCUGUCCCAGAAGUGGCAGUUCCCGAAGCCGCUGUUGCUGAAGCUGCAGCUGCUCCAGCGGUAGCCACCACCUUGGCCGCCAAGCCGACUACUGCUCCCACCACCACAGCUCAGCCUGAGAAUCCCAUCAGCAAGUUCUGCAAAUGUACGGAAACCCACUGCGAUUGCUGCCGGAAAUUUGGAUUGCCAUUGCUGUCCACCAGGCCAGGUUGUGCAAAGAUUGCCUUUUUGGGAAACGAUGAGAUGAACGUGUCCUUGAAAUACGGCGACAUCACUUUGGCCUCGCGUCGCAUUUCCACCAAGCGGUCUCGUCCAAUAUGCGUGGGCCUUCCUGGCGGUGAUACUGAGUUCUGCGGCAAGGUAUACGGUCUGUCCCGUUCCAAGGAUUCUAAGGACUUCAAGGCCUGUCUGGCCUUCGAAUUGCGUGCCGACGAAGAGGUUGAGGCUUCGCUGCGUGUCUCCUGUUUCAAGUUUGGACCGGAAGGUCUCCGAGUGGCAGAGGCGGAGCCAUUCCCUGCAGGUUCGGAUGAUGAUGAUGAUGACGAUGAUGACAUCUUUGGAUUUGCAGCUGGUGGCGACGAUGACGAGGAGGAUGAGGAAGACUAUGACAGCGAUGCGGAUGCAGACACCGAUGACGACGAUGACACCGAGGACUAUGCCGAUGAUGAUGAGGCCGAGGCGCCCGAGGAUGCCGACUACGGUGGCUUCAGUUUAGCCGGACUUCUGGAUGAGCUCGAUGACGACGAAGAUGAGAAGCCGGCGAAGAAGCCAGCGGUUACGGCUGCCGUGGAUCAAACCCGUGAGCAUGUGAGUGCCGAUGAUCAGACGACAUCGACCACUGACCAGGUGCAGAGCAAGGACGAUUCCGGAGCUGCUGUUGGUGAGACUGCUGUAGCUGCUGCUGCUGCUGCUCCAAUUGAAGGAGAAGUAAUCGCAGCCGUUACUCCGGCACCCGCUGCAGCUGUCGAUGAUUCCACCACGCCCAAGUCCAAAAAGUCCAAGAAAACGAAAAAGAACAAGAAGAAGAAGGCCGCCGCAGAGGCGACGGACGAGACAGGAUUUGCCUAUGAGCUGCUCAAUGGCAUCCUGGAUUUUUUCAACUGAGCGGCCAGCGCGAGUUUGCCAACAUGCUAGGCAACAGUGUAAAUACUUUGUACCGCCGCAGCUGGUCGGAGAAAUAUAGUUUGUAGUGCGUAGUGCUUAAGGGUCCCCUGAAAAUUUCAUUUAUUUAUUUCGAUCCAAUAAUUUAUUUUUUGUAAUUUAUAACGAAUAAAAAGUCGAAAAUGUACAACCCAAA
Drosophila eugracilis is the source of this 1875-nucleotide messenger RNA. RefSeq lists its product as uncharacterized. The coding region runs from base 297 to 1682 and encodes 461 amino acids. The record is from RefSeq and is a predicted model, not a curated record. The transcript is spliced from 3 exons. Lineage: Eukaryota; Metazoa; Arthropoda; Insecta; Diptera; Drosophilidae.